Xenia sp. Carnegie-2017 is the source of this 2080-nucleotide messenger RNA. RefSeq names its product paired box protein Pax-3-like. Gene Ontology annotation, biological process: anatomical structure development; regulation of transcription by RNA polymerase II. The transcript is spliced from 5 exons. The record is from RefSeq and is a predicted model, not a curated record. Gene Ontology annotation, molecular function: DNA-binding transcription factor activity, RNA polymerase II-specific; RNA polymerase II cis-regulatory region sequence-specific DNA binding. Lineage: Eukaryota; Metazoa; Cnidaria; Anthozoa; Malacalcyonacea; Xeniidae. The coding region runs from base 506 to 1555 and encodes 349 amino acids.
AUGGUGAGGUUUCUGUAGUAUAUGGGGAGAACGAUGUGCCAUAUCGCCAAUAAUCUUGGGGCGAUGUGGGCGAUAGGAAUGUUUGUCAUUUAUGGUUCAUAUAAAGAGCCUUUAAUAGGUUCUUAUCAGAAAAUAACUACCUAUGUUUGUACUUGGAAUACGGCUAAAUAUCACGAUAUCAGUCAUCAAAACAUUGUUCAUCAUUAUUUGAAAUAAGCCAUGUGAAUAUGAAAUAUUAUUUCAUAAUGAAUCAAAGAGGAAGACAAAGAGAAGCUGGUGCUUUGUUCAGUGCGUAUUAGUGAAGUGAAAGGAUAAUGCUCAUUUGAAUGGACCAACCUGGCGCCCUGCAGCUACGUUCGCAUGAGAACUGAGUACAACCACGUCACCCGUGUAACAAGAUUAAAUUAAGUUGAUUAUCAAAGGUGCUCAACAAAACUGAAGUGCUCUGCAUAGGCACAACUAAUCUCAGCUGCACAUUUAUUAAUUCUGCAAUCUUCACGACAGAAUGGAGCGAUUUCCAGCAAUAGCAGGUCAAGGUAAAAUCAACCAGCUUGGUGGGGUGUUUAUUAACGGGCGCCCGUUACCCAACACCACAAGAUUACGUAUUAUUGAACUAGCACACAUGGGUGUACGUCCCUGUGACAUAAGUCGACAGCUUCGUGUCUCUCAUGGUUGUGUAAGCAAAAUCUUAUCACGCUACCAAGAAACUGGUUCAAUUCAACCAGGAACGAGUGGAAGCCCAAAACCACGAGUUAUCACAAAGGACAUAGAGAUGAAGAUAGAUGAGUACCGGACAAUGUAUCCCGGAAUGUUUUCUUGGGAAAUACGCGAGCGAUUGUUGUUGGAUAAGUACUGCAGCCGGGAAACCCUUCCAUCUCUGAGCUCCAUAAGUCGUAUGAUGAAGAGCAAAUUAAGAUCAGAGAGCUUAGACAGCGGGAUGCAUUCUUACAGUGAGAACGAAGAGGAGGAAAGAGAACAUAAGGUGGUAGAAGAGGAACAUGAGGGACAUCGCAGCGAAGAUAGAGAGAGCGUGUCUUCGGAGCAAUAUGAUCCGCAAAUCAAAAGAGAGAAGAUGGAAGAUUCAGAAUAUAUAGAUGAAGGAAAUGAUUCAGAUUCCAGUUACUACGGUGAAGGUAAUUUGGGCAUUUCAUUCCAUCCUGAGCAUCUUAUCUUGAAGCAAAAACAACGUCGAUCCAGAACUAAGUUUACGUCCAAUCAACUUGACGAGUUGGAGAAAGCUUUUCAGAAAACGCAUUAUCCUGACGUGUACACGAGAGAAGAGUUGGCACAAAGAAUCAACCUUUCUGAAGCCAGAAUACAGGUGUGGUUUUCCAACAGACGUGCUAGAUUAAGAAAACAAGAGCUUCCGAAGAGUUCUCAAGUUCCUCCAACAUCAACAAUUAUCCCUUCCAGACCGAUACCCUUUCCUACGUUCUACUAUUAUUCCUAUCCAUCUAUACCACCAUAUCCUAUUCCCUCCUAUCCACGUGGAGCCAUGUGCAACUGUGGUUAUCCCUGCAGUAGCAGCACUGCUCAUGGUGAAACAGCCAAGUGAGUUUCCAUUGUAGCUAUGCAACGUAACAAUGAUUCAUUGCAGUAAAAUGUUUAGCAAGGAAGUUCUGUGAAUGUCGUGGCUUCCCCAUUAUCAGUGAUGACGAACAUCAACCUUUUGCAAUAUUGAUGGAUUACUGUCCAAAAAGACUUCAUUGAUUAAUUUGUAACAUAAAUAAUUGUAAAUAACAUUUGGAGCUGGCUCUCUCUAAGGCAAAUGGAAUGAGAUUUAAAUUAUUACUAAUUUACAUUAUUGGAGUUCUAACUUCAUCCAUCAUCGCAUUCAUUAACAUGAAAUUUUGGUAGUUCAUUAUAACUACGUUAUGUACCAUUUGAACUGUUCGUUUUUCAAACAGAAGAAAAAUUUUCAAACAAAAUGCAAAUAAAUUGCAAUUGUGAAGAACUUGUAGGCGUUAAAAUGCAUAUGUAAUCAUAUGUAUCUUUGUACAUAAUCAAUUAAUAAAAACUUUACAGCCUAAAUGUACAACAUUUUUAUGAGGAAUGAUUAAAUGUGGGUUGCAUUACUGUA